CCAUGGCUCUAAAAGGACAAGAAGAUUAUAUUUAUCUUUUCAAGGAUUCAUCGCACCCAGUGGAUUUUCUGGAUGCCUUCAGAACGUUUUACUUGGAUGGAUUAUUUACUGAUAUUACUCUACAGUGUCCUUCGGGCAUAAUCUUCCAUUGUCACCGAGCUGUUUUAGCUGCUUGCAGCAAUUAUUUUAAGGCAAUGUUUACAGCUGACAUGAAAGAAAAAUUUAAAAAUAAAAUAAAACUCUCUGGCAUCCAUCAUGAUAUUCUGGAAGGCCUUGUAAAUUAUGCUUACACUUCCCAAAUUGAAAUAACCAAAAGAAACGUUCAGAGUCUGCUAGAAGCAGCAGAUCUGUUACAGUUCCUUUCUGUAAAGAAAGCUUGUGAGCAGUUUUUGGUAAGGCACUUAGAUAUUGAUAAUUGUAUUGGAAUGCACUCCUUUGCAGAAUUCCACGUGUGUCCAGAACUAGAGAAGGAAUCACGAAGAAUUCUAUGUUCAAGGUUUAAGGAAGUAUGGCAACAAGAAGAAUUUCUUGAAAUCAACCUUGAGAAGUUUCUCUUUAUCUUGUCCAGAAAGAAUCUCAGUGUCUGGAAAGAAGAAGCUAUCAUAGAACCAGUUAUUAAAUGGACUGCUCACGAUGUAGAAAAUCGAAUUGAAUGCCUAUAUAAUCUACUCAGCUAUAUCAAUAUAGAUAUAGAUCCAGUGUAUUUAAAAACAGCUUUAGGCCUUCAAAGAAGCUGCCUACUAACAGAAAAUAAGAUACGAUCUCUAAUAUACAAUGCUUUGAAUCCUAUGCACAAAGAGAUUUCCCAGAGGUCCACAGCCACCAUGUAUAUCAUUGGAGGCUAUUACUGGCAUCCUCUGUCAGAGGUGCACAUAUGGGACCCUUUGACAAACGUUUGGAUUCAAGGAGCAGAAAUACCUGACUAUACUAGGGAGAGCUAUGGUGUUACAUGUUUGGGACCCAACAUUUAUGUAACUGGAGGUUACAGGACGGAUAACAUAGAAGCUCUUGACACAGUGUGGAUUUAUAACAGUGAAAGUGAUGAGUGGACAGAAGGUUUGCCAAUGCUCAAUGCCCGGUACUACCACUGUGCAGUCACCUUGGGUGGCUGUGUUUAUGCCUUAGGCGGUUACAGGAAAGGGGCUCCAGCAGAAGAAGCCGAGUUCUAUGACCCAUUAAAAGAAAAAUGGAUUCCUAUUGCAAACAUGAUUAAAGGUGUGGGAAAUGCGACUGCCUGUGUCUUACAUGAAGUUAUCUAUGUCAUUGGUGGCCACUGCGGAUACAGAGGAAGCUGCACGUAUGACAAGGUUCAGAUCUACAAUUCAGAUAUCAAUGAGUGGAGCCUCAUCACCUCCAGCCCUCAUCCAGAGUAUGGAUUGUGUUCCGUUCCAUUUGAAAAUAAACUCUAUCUAGUUGGUGGACAAACGACAAUCACAGAAUGCUAUGACCCGGAACAAAAUGAGUGGAGACAAAUUGCUCCCAUGAUGGAAAGGAGGAUGGAAUGUGGUGCCGUCAUCUUGAACGGAUGCAUUUAUGUCACUGGAGGAUAUUCCUAUUCAAAGGGAACCUAUCUUCAGAGCAUUGAGAAAUAUGAUCCAGAUCUCAAUAAGUGGGAAAUAGUUGGUAAUCUUCCAAGUGCCAUGCGGUCCCAUGGCUGUGUUUGUGUGUAUAAUGUCUGACCAAAUCUGCAGAAGUGACCAAGCAAUUGCUGUUUUGGGGUAUAGUUUUAAAAAAA
Molecule: messenger RNA, 1735 nt
Organism: Chrysochloris asiatica (Cape golden mole)
Lineage: Eukaryota; Metazoa; Chordata; Mammalia; Afrosoricida; Chrysochloridae
Gene: KLHL23
Product: kelch-like family member 23
Exons: 3
Coding region: 3-1679 (558 amino acids)
Molecular function (GO): protein binding
Source: RefSeq, a predicted model, not a curated record